Messenger RNA from Salvia splendens (bonfire salvia), 2163 nucleotides. RefSeq lists its product as uncharacterized. NCBI's taxonomy places the organism in Eukaryota, Viridiplantae, Streptophyta, Magnoliopsida, Lamiales, Lamiaceae. The transcript is spliced from 4 exons. The coding region runs from base 1 to 2163 and encodes 720 amino acids. Gene Ontology annotation, molecular function: zinc ion binding; nucleic acid binding. The record is from RefSeq and is a predicted model, not a curated record.
AUGAAUGCAGAUUUAGCAGAUUCUGAUAUUGAUAUUAAUCUUGAUGAGCUGGAUGGUAUUUUAACAUUUGAAGACAGUGACAACGAUUUAACAGAUGAUAUCAAUAUCAAUGAUUUGAAUGAUGGUAUGGAUGCUAUUUCUCUACAUGUUGAUCUAGGGAGAGAUGACAGAGGUAGUGAAUAUGAUGGUAUGGAUGCUAUUUCUCUAUAUGAUGAAAUUCUUGAUAAAGAAGAUGAGAUUUGGGUAGAAGAUGAAGCUCAAGAGAGUGUGUUUAAUGAAAUGGAAAAUAUUCACUCUAGUGAUAGUGAUGAGGAAAGAAGGACAAUGUGGCAUGUGUUCAAUGCUGAGAGAGAUAUGAAGAACCCAAAGUUCCAUCAUGGGAUGUUAUUUACAAACAAGGAAGUGUUGAAGCAGACUAUUAAACAAUAUGGCAUUGUAAACAAGUAUAAUGUUAAAGUUGUGAGGGAUGAAAAAGAUAGGAUUAAUGCUAAAUGUUUGAACGGUGAAGGGUGGAUGAUUAGAGCAUCUAUUAACAAAAAAGAGAAUGCAUUACAGAUAAAGAAGUUGAAAGACAAUCACAGAUGUGCUGCAGAGAUUCCUCAGAAAUAUAUCACAUAUAAAUGGUUGAGUGAAACUUACAGAGAACACCUACGAGCAGAUCCUAAAUUGUCUUCUAAAUCUAUGGCCCAUCAGCUGGAGGUGGACUUUAAAGCAAAAACAGGUAGAUUAAAGCUUUGGAGAGCAAAAAAGCAUGCUUUAGAGAAACUUAGAAGAUCAGAGGCUGAGCAGUAUGGCAAACUAAGGGAUUAUGCAGAGGAGUUGAAAAAAACUAACCCCAAUAGUAGUGUCUUUAUAUGGUCUGAUCACCUUAUUUUUCAAAACAUGUAUGUAUGUAUUGAUGCUUGUAAAAGAGGUUUCUUAGCUGGUUGUAGGCCUUUAGUAGGACUAGAUGGUUGUUUUCUGAAAGGUAGAUACAAGGCGCAACUCCUUGUAGCUUUAGGAAUUGAUCCAAAUGACUGCAUAUUCCCCAUUGCAUAUGGGGUUGUGGAUGUUGAAAGCAGAGAAUCAUGGACUUGGUUUGUGAGGAACUUGUCCAUUGAUUUGAAUAUUGAAAAUUCAGGCUCUUGGACAUUUAUGAGUGAUAAAGAAAAGGGAUUAAUUGCUGCUUUAGAUGAACUUAUGCCACAUGCAGAAAAGAGAUGCUGUCAAAGGCAACAUAUCAAGCUGAAUGUUUCUAGGAGGAUGGCUCUUAUAAAGAAAGAAGAUAUCAAGGCAUGGGAGUGGCUUUUUAAUAAGCCUCCUCAAAAUUGGUCUAAAUCACACUUCAGAGAUUUUUCCAAAUGUGACAUUCUCCUAAACAAUCAUAGUGAGAGUUUUAACAGCUAUAUUUUAGAAGCAAGAGAUCAACCAAUUCUUACUAUGUUAGAAGAGAUAAGAAUGAAGUUAAUGAAAAGAAUGUGUAUGAAAAAGAAGGUGGCUGAAAAGUACAUUGGAUCCAUUUGUCCCAAGAUUGUCAAGAAGCUUGAGAAGUAUAAGGGAUUGUCUUCUAAUUGUUGGGCAACAGAAGCCGGUGCUAGAAAAUAUAGUGUUGCUAUCUGGGAAAAGAUAUAUGUGGUUGAUCUAGAGGCUUGGACAUGUAGUUGUCGCCAAUGGCAGCUUUAUGGGAUACCUUGCCAGCACACCAUUCCUUGUAUUUUACAAGAAAGGAGAAAUCCAGAGGAAUUUGUACAUGGAUAUUACACUGUAGAUAGAUUCAAGGCUGCAUAUGAAUAUGUCAUAAAUCCUCUUAGAGAUAUAGAUGAUUAUGAACCUUCAGGUUAUCUCCCUGUGCAACCACCCCCAGUGAAUCCUAAGAAAGGAAGAAUGCAAAAGCGCAGGAGAAAAACAAUAGAUGAGCAGAUCUGCAAGGUAGCUACAGAUGGAACAAAAAUUGUGGCCAAUACAAGACAAAUAAAGGGGAAUUGUUCUAAGUGUGGAGGCCAAGGACAUAACAAAAGGACUUGUGGCAGACAAAUUUCUGAUGGAGGUGCUAGAGAAGAACAUAGAGAAGAAAGUGUAAGCACUCUUGAAAGAAGAAGCAAACUAACAGUGAGAAGAAAGAUGACUAGCAUUUCACAAGAGCCUCAAAACAUAACAAGUCAGCUUCCCAAAUUUGAGAAUUGA